CAACAAAAAAAGUAGAUGGGGAAUUCUGACCUGUUGUUACUCUACAUUCACGUGAUUUCUUGGAACUGCUGUGGGAAACUGAAAGUAAAAAAGAAAAUCGGAGUCAGAGAAAUUGACACAGCAGCAGCCAUUUUACUGCUCAUCUCAUCUCAGCUCAUCUGACUGCUGACACACGAAGUUAGGAGAGCAGAGGAGCUGAAACAAAAUGACUACACCGGGUCAGGAGGAGAAGAGAUACGACCCGAGAGACACGACUCUGAAGUUUGUCAACAAACCGGAUGCUCUGGAUGCAUAUCCUCCGGAAGAUGGAGACCAGUGUCUCUGUGCAGAGAUGUCCUGCGGUCAUGCAGUCACUCCACAGUCUCUCACUGGCUGGUGUCGCAGUCUGCUGGAUCAGGGCCAGUACAAGUUUAAGUGCCCUGCUUUGAAGGAUGGCACUGUGAAGAAGUGUGAUAAAGAGUGGUCCUAUCAAGAGGUGCGCCGGCUGGCAGUGCUGACAGCUUCAGAGAUGGCGUACUUUGAAGAGAGGAUGGCCCGUCUGGCUGCCACAGAAUACUGUGAAUUCAAAACAUGUCCUGGCUGUAAAACGUAUGUGGAGAGAGAGGCCCAGAGCAACCUCAGCGUGAUGUGCACGAUCUGCACGGACGAAAAGAAGAAGGUUUACAACUUCUGCUGGCAGUGUCUGAAGGAGUGGAAAGGCGCAGCACCGCGCUCGGACCGCUGCGACAACGACGGCUGCAUCAACGCGGUCCUGGAGCUCCUCAAGAACUGCAAGACCACCGCCCUCUCUGAGGUACAGGGGGUCACUGCGUGUCCCUCCAUCCGGGCCUGUCCCACCUGUGGUACAAAGGUGGAGCACGACACAACGGGCUGUAAGAACAUCAUCUGUCCUCGCUGUCAGGUGGAGUUCUGCUUUGUGUGUCUGAAGCUCACUCCUGAGUGCCUGCAGACAAGCUCCUACUUCCUCCCCUGCAGUGCUGGUGUGGCUCCCAAACAAACCUCCAUACCUGUGUGGCACCGAAACUAAGAGAAACACUGCACACACAUUAAUGUAGUUUACUGUCUUUUUCUGUCAUCUUUUCUUGGAUUUCAAUGCAAGAUUGCCUUAGUAACUAGAGCCAAAAGUGUAGACUUAUAAGCUUAUUUUUUCACGUAUUGAAAAUAUCUGCUUUAUUUUCUCUUAAUGUUUUAUAAUGCACUGUUUGUAAUGUUGUUGUUGGAUCUCUUUUCAAUAAUAGUCAAUCAUUAAUAACUGAAUAAAUAAAGUUUCCCUUAA
This is a messenger RNA of Gymnodraco acuticeps, 1276 nucleotides long. Its product is annotated as putative E3 ubiquitin-protein ligase ARI6. The transcript has 4 exons. Lineage: Eukaryota; Metazoa; Chordata; Actinopteri; Perciformes; Bathydraconidae. The coding region runs from base 206 to 1027 and encodes 273 amino acids. The record is from RefSeq and is a predicted model, not a curated record.